Messenger RNA from Cydia fagiglandana, 1050 nucleotides. Its product is annotated as interferon-stimulated 20 kDa exonuclease-like 2. Gene Ontology annotation, biological process: rRNA processing. The transcript has 3 exons. The record is from RefSeq and is a predicted model, not a curated record. Gene Ontology annotation, molecular function: 3'-5' exonuclease activity; nucleic acid binding. Gene Ontology annotation, cellular component: nucleus. NCBI's taxonomy places the organism in Eukaryota, Metazoa, Arthropoda, Insecta, Lepidoptera, Tortricidae. The coding region runs from base 103 to 807 and encodes 234 amino acids.
CAUUGCUGUCAAAACGUGGACUUGACUGAAAAGAUUGUAACCUUAGUAAAAUCGAAAUUUUAAGUUUAAAUUUGUGCAACUCGACAGUGAAACGCAAUUAAAAUGGCGAAUCAGGAAUUCGAGAAACAUAUCGCUCCUAUCAUAGUUACUAGUGUAGCAGUAAUCGUGAUUUGGUUAUUCAUUAAAUGUGUGUCAAGUAUAUGUUCCAGCUUGUUCAGUGGUCCACAAGAAUAUGUUGUUCCUACACAACCAUAUAUCAAUGAAUCGUAUUCUUUGAGAGACAGGCAAAAUUACAUAAGGGGGGCCAAACAAGUAGUAGCGAUUGAUACAGAAAGUGUCGGCGGGGGCCCUCGCGGCUCUGUGAAUAUACUCGCAAGAGUAUCCAUUGUCGAUAGACAUAGAGUUAUUUAUGAUGAGUAUGUUAUACCAUUUAGGGCGGUAACAGACUAUAGAAUGCCAUGGAGUGGUAUAUGUAAAGAAGAUCUCACUGAUGCUUAUAAGACAUUUCAUGAAGUCAGGCAGGACGUGGCAAGGAUUCUUCAAGAUAAAAUUUUGGUUGGCCAUGAUUUGCAAUUUGACCUGAAAGCCUUGGAAAUGACCCAUCCUUCUGAAGACACUAGGGAUACAUCUUUGUACAAGUCUUUUAGAUAUCCUACAACUAAACCUAGUUUAAAGUAUUUAUCGAAGAAAUACCUGAACAGGGACAUACAAGUCGGUGACCAUUGCUCGUUAGAGGACGCGCGCGCAGUCAUGGAUCUUUACCUGCUCGUUGAACAGGAAUGGGAGAAAGAAAUGGCGUUUUAUUAAUGCUACUUCGAGAAAACGAAGCAAAACAGCUCUGACCACGGCCUGCAGCGAUUUUUUUUAAAGCAACAAGUUAAAACAAGACUAUAGCAAUGAAAGGUUGGUUAUUAGAGAUGCACCGGAUAUUCGGUUACUAUCCGGCUAAUAUCCGGCCGGAUACCGGAUAGUGACGUAAUAUCCGGCCGGAUACCGGAUAGUAACAUGGCUUGAUUUCGGAGUAAACAAAUUAGAUCUCAGAAACAGACA